UUUUUAUUCUGAUAGGCUUCACAUGCGACACUGAGCACAUCCCAGAUGUUAGCGGAGGUCAACGUAGCCCUGUGUGUGUGCAGGUUUAUCCAGACUGAAGGCUAAUAUACUGUGCAUGUUUUGGGAUGUCGUCUCGUUCGACUCGACCUUCCAGGGAAGAUGCUGUGUCUUUGCGGAGGAUGACAAGUGAAUUCAACCGUCUCUGAGCUUCCCUCUGUGGCUGAUGAGCCCUCAGACUCAGAGAUGGCUGCGAUGAGAAAGAGGUUUUCCUCCGUCUGCUCCUCUUCCUCGACUGAAGAAGACAAUGCAAGCCUCUAUGACAGUGUUCCCAUUUCUGCUACUGAUCCAUCCAGUGAACAAGAACAUCCCUACGCAGCUCUGCUCUGUUGUCAUCGUGUCCAAGACUCAUUACUGAGCUCCAACAGCAGCUUCACUGGAUACAGAGGCGUCCUCAACUGGAUCAUCAUUCUCCUGGUCCUGUCUCAUGCUCACUUGUUAUUGGAGAAUUUCAUACAACAUGGCUUUUUGAUAGAUGUCAAAAAGGUUUUGGAGCAUCUCAUUGAGGACAACUGCAACUGGCCAUCUGUCAACCUUAUAUUAGCUGCCAACAUGUUUGCCAUUGUGGCUUUGCUCCUCGAGAGGUCUCAGGAAAAGGUGACACUGUUGCAUUUUCUUUGUUUCUCUUAUUUUGAUCAUGUCUAUCCUGGUUUAGAAAAUGCAUCAACAACCAACAUCAGCAAUUUUUCAACUCAAAAUAAUUGUCCCGGCAAACAUCAGCACUUCUAUUCCAUUUAUUCCCAUCAGGGUAUGCUGUCCCCCACCACCAGUCAUCGUUUACAUCUCAUAAAUCUGGGUUUGCUCCUGUUAUUUCCUGCUGCAGUCAUUGUACAUGAGCAUACAAUAUCAACAGGUGGAGCGUUCUUCUCUCUCUGGUUCUACACUGCUCUUGGGAUGAAGCUGUAUUCAUACCAGGAAACUAAUCGCUGGUACAGACAGGCCCAUUUAACUGAUGCAGAGAGGGAUAAAGAUCACCCUGUGGCACCAAAAGCCUUCAAUGAGCAGCUUACUUUCCGAGAUCUGUAUUAUUUCCUUUUUGCCCCCACACUGUGCUACCAGAGAGACUUCCCCUGUACUCCUAAGGUCCGCAUCAAUAAGCUACUGCACAGGCUGCUGGAAAUGGUGAUCGUUAUCCAGAUCAUGGUCGGAAUUGUGCAGCAGUGGAUUGAGCCCAUCUUCCAGAGGUCAGAGAACUCCUUUUCUAGUAUGGAUAUCACUAUGAGAGUGGAGCACCUGGUGGGACUGGUGGCACCAACCCAUUUCUUGUGGCUCCUCUUCUUCUUCCUGUGUCACUCCUACCUGAAUUUCCUGGCAGAACUGAUGCGCUUUGGUGAUCGUCAUUUUUAUGGAGAUUGGUGGAAUGCUACAACUCUGAUCAAUUUCUGGGAGAACUGGAAUAUUCCCUUUCAGAAAUGGUGUCACAGACAUGUAUACACACGGCUGGUGGAAAAGAAUGUUCCCCCGUCGCGGGCAGAGUUAGUGGUCUUCCUGAUGUCAGCUGCUCUUUUUGAGUAUAUGAUUGCUCUGCCCCUGCACAGCUGUCGUCUGUGGAUCUUCCUCAUGAUGCUAGUUGAGCUCCUGGUCGCAGUAUUCCUCGCAAACUAUUUCCAGGGAAACUAUGGCAACGGCUUAGUGUGGCUGUGCCUGCUGCUGGGCCCUCUUCUGGCCGUGAGCACCUACUUUCACGACCACUACAUCAGCCUCCAUCACCAUCAUCAUCAGUCAUUGUGCUCACCGCUGACAUCCGGCCAUGGUCUUCCCGGUGCAGUUUUCCUGCAGCUUCACUGAUCACUGAGAAAUGUCUGAAAGAAACUCUCUCUUAUUGUACUGUAUUCACAAAUAGACCAAGAGGAUACAGCUGUAGUCCAAAGCUCAGUGAAGGCUGCUCUCGUCUGUCCAAGGAUCCAUUUUGAUUACUGGAAAAACUUUUGGAGUUAUAGUUAUCUUCUACCCAAUUCAGCAAUAUAAAUAUGGAGUAUAUGUUGUGUAGACUCAUAAAUGGACCUAUUGUAUAUGAAUAUACUUGACUUUAUACUUGAAUGUUCAUGAAUAUACUUACACAUCUGACAGAUGUUAAUGCAAUAAACUACUGACUGUACUUCAUAGCC
Messenger RNA from Epinephelus lanceolatus (giant grouper), 2165 nucleotides. Its product is annotated as diacylglycerol O-acyltransferase 1-like. The record is from RefSeq and is a predicted model, not a curated record. Gene Ontology annotation, cellular component: endoplasmic reticulum membrane. Gene Ontology annotation, molecular function: diacylglycerol O-acyltransferase activity. Gene Ontology annotation, biological process: triglyceride biosynthetic process. Lineage: Eukaryota; Metazoa; Chordata; Actinopteri; Perciformes; Serranidae.